CUGCAGUACGCAGAGUUAAUCUUCUUUCUUCAUCAAUAGUACUCAAAUUAAUUCUCAUGGAGGGAAAGAAAAUAGAAGAGAAUGGAGAGAAAAUGGUUCCAUCCUCGAAACACAGAUCUGGGAUCGAAAAAAAGUCAAAUGAACCCGAAGCUCUCUGUGGUGUCGAAUUAAAAUCUGCUGUGAACUUGGUCUUGCUCACCAGACAGCACAAUGAGUUGUUCAGCCAACUUGAGGCCGAGAAAGAGAAAGAGAGGAUGUGGGACCAGAUGUUGGCACCACAUGGGACAGGAUGGUGGAAUAAACCGGCGGAUCAGUUGAGCCAGGAUGAGCUCAACCAAAUCAAUAGUCUGAGAGAGAGUGUACAUAAUGUUUUGCAGCAAAAGCUUAGGGUUAGAGAUUCUAAUCCAGUAGAAACAAGUACCUCUACGGCCACCACUGCUAAUGGCAAUGGUAGACUUAGGCGCCAGCGUAGGCGCCGUUAGAUUUGUAUUUUAGAAAAUUUUAAAUGUUUAAUUUCUUUUAUACAGGAGAAUAAUCAUAAGUAUGUUAACUUUUGAGAGAUUCGGGAAAUGAAAAUCAAUUUGUUGG
This is a messenger RNA of Rubroshorea leprosula, 588 nucleotides long. Lineage: Eukaryota; Viridiplantae; Streptophyta; Magnoliopsida; Malvales; Dipterocarpaceae. The record is from the annotation of a GenBank genome assembly.